AUGAUGGCUCUCCGUGUCGCCGCGCCUCUGACCGCGAAGCCCGCCUCGAGGCCCGCUGCCCGGCGGUCCGUCGCCGCGCGCGCCAAGGCCGGCUCCUCCCCCAUCGACACCUCCGAGAAGGCCGAGGAGAUGAAGAAGGUCCUCAACGAGGGCGCCGAGAUCGCCAAGGUCAAGGCCAAGGAGCUCGCCGCCGAGGCCUCGGCCGCGUGGGAGAAGACCGAGGAGAAGCCCGCGGUGGUGGCCAUCGCCGCCGCGAGCUUCCUCGGCCUCUGGUUCGCCGCGGGCGUGAUCGACUCGGUCGACAAGCUGCCCGUCCUCCCGCCGCUCCUCGAGCUCGUCGGCCUCGGGUACACCGCCUGGUUCAUCUACCGCUACCUCAUCUUCGAGCCCUCGCGCGCCGAGCUCAAGGACCUCAUCACCACCACGUACAAGGAGAUGACCGGGAAGGACACCAAGAAGGCCGCCCCCGCCCCCGCCCCGACCCCGGAGGAGUAG
Pedinophyceae sp. YPF-701 is the source of this 495-nucleotide messenger RNA. The record is from the annotation of a GenBank genome assembly. Lineage: Eukaryota; Viridiplantae; Chlorophyta; Pedinophyceae.